CUCUAUAUUAGCUAGAUGUCAAAAAUGCCUUUAUGCAUGGUGAUUUGGUUGAGGAAGUCUACAUGGAGCAACCUCCUGGGUUUGUUGCUCAGGGAGAGUCUGGGAGAGUGUGUAAAUUGAAGAAGUCUCUAUAUGGCCUGAAGCAAUCUCCACGAGCUUGGUUUGGGAGGUUUAGUAGUGUGAUUAUUGGGUUUGGUAUGCAGAGGAGUAUGUGUGAUCAUACUGUCUUUUUCAAGCAUACUAAUGAUGGGUGCAUUCUCUUGGUUGUUUAUGUUGAUGAUAUAAUAAUCACAGGUAGUGAUGCAGCAGGGAUUGAAGCUCUUAAAUCUUUCCUCAAAGAAAAGUUUCACACGAAAGAUUUGGAAGUGUUGAAGUAUUUUCUAGGGAUUGAAGUUGCUCACUCUCGGAAAGGAAUAUUUCUUUCUCAAAGGAAAUAUGUGCUAGAUUUGCUUGAUGAUACUGGGAUGUUGGGAUCAAAACCAUGCGAGACCCCUAUGGAACAGGGUGUUAGACUUGUGGCUGGUGAAGGGGAGGCCUUUGACUCUCCAGAGAGAUAUAGGAAGUUGGUGGGAAAGUUGAACUAUCUCACCAUUACGCGUCCGGAUAUUGCUUUUCCAGUUAGUGUGGUAAGUCAGUUCAUGCAAGCACCUAUGCGAACUCAUUGGGAGGGAGCAGUUGGAAUUGUAAAGUAUCUCAAGAAUGCGCCCGGUAAAGGCAUUCUAUAUGCUGAUCAUGGACAUAUGAGAGUUGAGGCAUUUUCAGAUGCUGAUUGGGCAGGUUCAUUGAGCGACAGGAGGUCUACAACAGGGUAUUGUGUGUUCAUAGGAGGUAAUUUGGUUUCUUGGAAAAGUAAGAAACAAACUGUUGUGGCUCGGUCCAGUGCAGAAUCUGAGUAUAGGGCGAUGGCUCAUGUGACGUGUGAGAUAACUUGGGUACACAAUGUAUUGAAGGAGGUUGGUGUGGAAGUGAUGAAACCCAUACGUUUAUGGUGUGAUAAUCAAGCAGCUAUACACAUUUCAAAUAAUCCAGUGUUCCAUGAACGUACCAAGCAUAUUGAGGUAGAUUGUCAUUUUGUGCGUGAAAAAGUUUAACAAGCC
This is a messenger RNA of Ipomoea nil (Japanese morning glory), 1097 nucleotides long. RefSeq lists its product as uncharacterized. The record is from RefSeq and is a predicted model, not a curated record. The transcript has a single exon. NCBI's taxonomy places the organism in Eukaryota, Viridiplantae, Streptophyta, Magnoliopsida, Solanales, Convolvulaceae. The coding region runs from base 33 to 1091 and encodes 352 amino acids.